Dreissena polymorpha is the source of this 5923-nucleotide messenger RNA. RefSeq lists its product as uncharacterized. The record is from RefSeq and is a predicted model, not a curated record. NCBI's taxonomy places the organism in Eukaryota, Metazoa, Mollusca, Bivalvia, Myida, Dreissenidae. The coding region runs from base 27 to 3875 and encodes 1282 amino acids. The transcript is spliced from 20 exons. Gene Ontology annotation, molecular function: protein tyrosine phosphatase activity. Gene Ontology annotation, biological process: protein dephosphorylation.
UUCAGCAUAUAACUUGCGAAUACAAUAUGAGGAACGUAUUAUUUAUUUACGUAUGGAUAACAGUGUUCAUACAAGAUUCAUUGCUCAUGACGUGUAGCGUAGGAUGUGCGGUUAAUCACUGUCAAAACAAUGGCAUAUGUACCCAAUGCGUAGACGGGUACCGCGAUACGUACUGCAAUGUUAGCUGUCCUGAGGGAUGUAAUAACAAGGCAUGUACACAUGUUGGUAAGUGCAAUUAUGGAUGUAAAGAAGGAUACUUUGGUAUCAAUUGCUGUCCAUCAGGCUGGUUUGGAUGGUCAUGUGAGUUAGAAUGUCCAAUAAACUGCUUCAACUGCACGACUCAGUAUGAUUGCCAAAGUUGCAAAGACGGAUUUUAUGGACAAUCUUGUUAUAUGCAAUGUUCGAACAGGUGUCAAAAAUGCACACCAUUUGGACAAUGUUCGUCCUGCAAGGCAGGUUAUUACGGGUCAAACUGUCAGGGAAACUGUCCUCAAAAUUGUAUGACGUGUACAGCUGGGAAUAAAUGCCAAAGUUGCACUGAUGGAUUUUAUGGAGACAGAUGUGACACUCGUUGUCAAGGAAAUUGUAAAGCAUGUACAUCAAUGAAUUCGUGUACUUUAUGCGCGAUAGGAUUUGGGGGAGCAAAAUGUCAGAUUAAUUGUCACGAAAACUGCAUGACGUGUGAUGACGAAAAUAGUUGUACAGCUUGUAAAGAGGGAUUUUCAAAACCUGAAAACGCAUGUAAGUGUCAAAAUAGUUUGUGCGAUUCUUUUUCAUGCAUGUCCUGUACAAAUUCUUCGUACUAUGCAUAUAACCAAACAUGUUGUCCCUGCAGCAACAAUUGCAAAGAUACAUUAUGUACAUCGCUAUUCCAGUGUAAAAACGGAUGCAAAAAUGGUUACUAUGGCGCGGGAUGUCAGUUUGAAUGUGCCGACAUAGAUCGCAACUGUGGGGUAUGUGAUGGAUUAAAUAACAACAACUUUAAAUGUACACAGUGUCUUGAAGGAAAUUACGCUAACAAAUAUGGGCUUUGCACACCAUGUUCUACAACGUGUAUUGGCGAUAAAUGUAACAAUUCUACCGGAGAAUGUAAACAUGGGUGUCGUGACAGAUUUUGGAAUUCUCCGCAAUUAGACGGACCCUGUACGCCUUGUUCGAAAUAUUGUUUUAGCGGUGAUUGCAGUAAUUUAACCGGGCAUUGCAUACACGGUUGUGUGAGCGGGUUUUGGAAUUUAUCAUGCGAAUUGAAGUGCAAAGCCAAUUGCUCAAUAUGCGAGCGGGAGAGUGGGACGUGUUUGGAAUGCGCUUCCAAACAUCUUUAUGGAAAUGAAUGUUUGCUGACGUGUAGUGAUACUUGUGUUAACUCAUCAUGCAAUAUGAAUGGAACAUGCACGAGCGGUUGCAUCUUUGACUUUAUUGGACCGUCAUGUGAAAAGCAAUGUCCUGCGAAUUGUGCUCGAAAAUACGUUUACACCCGAUGCUCAAACGAAACAGGAAGCUGUCUUUUUGGUUGCAGUGCAGGAUUUACAGGAGUCGGCUGCAUGGAAGCUCUGCAGCAAGAGAGCAGUGAAAAUACCGUGCAAUCAGCUGCAAUUGGAGGGGGUGUUGCUGGUGCUGUAAUAAUCGUUGUUGUGACAGCUGCCGUGGCUGUAUUUAUGUAUAUGCGAAGAAGGUUUGUAUGCCGACAGUCACGAUAUUAUGAAUACUUUCUCUCCAAAAUGUUUCUUCUAGUUUUCUAUACGACAUGUUACCAUUCAACGUCAAAACAUACGACAAAUAACUGUUCAUUUUGUGAAAAGGCAUCAACCACCAAGCAUGAUGGCGUUCAAGAAACACCAACCAUUGUAGAAAGUCCAUCUGCACCGGUAUAUGCCACUAUUGUUCGAAGUGGACAUACAGGUUCGGUUUAUGAAAACACAUCAACCGUAACAAUUCAUGACGCACCCAUUACAGUGCUCAAUCCUGCCUAUUGUAACAGCAAUAUGCAACCCCAUAAGCCAAUCGAUUGGAGUUCCAAAGCCGAUGAAGAAACGUUUGAGAUUGAUGAAUGGGACAAAAUUGCCCGCAAAAAUGCGAUCAGAUUUGAGGAGAACGGAGGGGUGUACUACAACAAUGACGAUAAAAUAAAAAAUCUGAAAAUACAAAAUACAGAGCUGAUCAAAUUGGUGUCGUCCAAGACUAUGGACUAUUACGAAGCCGAGUUCAAGAAACUUCCAUACGGUCUUCUAAAAGACUACAAGGUGUCGCAGAUGACGGUGAACAUCACCAAAAACAGAUAUAAAGGAAUAUAUCCAUAUGACGACCACAGGGUAAAGGUUCAAGGUGAUCACACGGACUACAUUAACGCCAGUUUCAUUGACGGUUACAAACGGCGAAACGAAUACAUCGCAACAUUAGGGCCAAUGUCUAAACAACUUGGUGAUUUUGGAGCAUUCUGGAAAAUGGUAUGGCAGCAGAAUGUAGACAUAAUCGUCAUGCUUACAAAUCUGGUAGAGGAAGGGAAAGACAAAUGUGAGCAGUACUGGCCCGGUUUUGGUGACAGUCAAACGUAUGGUGGCAUCCGGGUUUCAUGUCAAAGUGAAGACGAGUAUGCCAAAUUCACAAGACGGUCGUUCGCUAUUGUAAAGAAACAGGACAGACGAAUGCGGACUUUGACGCAUUUGCAUUUCACAGCGUGGCCAGAUAAGGAUAUUCCGGAAGAUGUAACGUCGAUCAUCGAGUUCAGGCAAUACGUCAUGCGUGCCCAGGCAACACUUGUGGGUCCAAUCAUCGUGCACUGCAGUGCAGGCGUGGGACGAACAGGAACCUUCAUUGCUAUAGACAUUCUAACGAAGGAAGGCGAAGCAGAAGGGGCAAUAGAUAUACCCGGUUGUUUACUAAACAUGCGACAAAACAGGCCGAAUAUGGUUCAGACUGUUGGCCAGUAUAAGUAUCUUCACCACGCAGUUCUUUAUGCUCUGACAAAUGACGUCCAUCCCGUUGCCGGUACACAAUUCCAAGCGUAUAUGGAUACAACGUCAAAGGAUAAUAUCUUCAACAUGUUUAAACAUGUGCAAGAUAUAAAAACAAAUGGAUCAUUGGAUGAAUCUGAAGCAGUGGAAAAGAACACCAAACGCGCUGACAAAAAUAGAGAUGGGGCUGAUAUUCCAGGAGAUGAACAUCGCCUCCGGCUUCACCUUAAUCGCAGACCAGGGUCCUCAGACUAUAUUAAUGCAGUGUUCGUGAGUAGUUUUAAAACGAAGAAUAAGUACGUCCUUGCACAAACCCCUCUCCCGAAUACGGUCGUUGAUUUCAUCACGAUGCUUGUACAGACGGAGUGUUCGUGCAUUGUCGAUUUUGACCCAUCGUUCAAUGGGAACAUCGGCGAGUAUUUACCCGCGGACAAUCAAGUUUUAAAGAUAGGAGUCUUCAACGUCCGUUGUUCGAGGCCCGAAGUAAAUUCCUACCGCAUUAAACGGACAAUGACUAUUGAAAAUCGAGCUAAUCAGACACACGCCGAACUGUCUUUAACGCAUCUGGAGUUUACAGACUGGGACAUGGAAGAACCUGUACCAAAAUCUCCGUUUGACUAUCGGCGAUUUAUUGCCGAAGUUGACGCAGUAACUGCCGGCACGAACUCUGAGAAACCAGUCGUUUUACAUUGUUGGGAUGGUGCAAGUAAAUGCGGCCUGUUUUGUGUUGUUGCAAAUCUCCUCCAGAAGAUGGCGUUAGAGCAUGAGGUCAGCGUAGUUAACGCUGUUAUGACGGUGAAGACCAGAAGAAAGGGCGCGAUCCCAAACCUUGAGCAGUUUCAGUUUUGCCAUGACUGUGUGCUGGACUAUGUGCAAAAUGUCAACAUCUACGCCAAUGUUGCUGCUGAUCUCUCAGAUUGCUGAAUGCAGACACUCAGCCAUGACCGUUUUCCGGACUUCAUUCAUAGCGUAUCAGUGUACUGUUGAUGUCUCUGAUUGCUGGCUACAUACCUACCGUCUGUCAAGAUUGUCUCCUGGAUUAUAUGAACAACAUCGAUAUCUACUUCGAUGGUCAGCUUAUAUAUUCGCAUUUUGAUUAUCAAAUGUCUUCAAUAACUGUUUCUGAAUUACAUUUACAGAUUUUGUAACUUCUUCAACUUCGGUGCAGAUCAAUCAGAUCGUUGACUACAGAGUGACGGAAAUGAAAUUGUUACCUACAACAAGAGCUUUAACAUCUUCUCCAACUUCGCAGCAAACCUCUUAAGAUUGCUUACCUGAUUUAACAAGUGCAAAACAGUUGUCUUUGCGUAUGUCUUAAUUUGUUGAUACAUUUGCAUACAAAACAAAAUGUGAUUUGCAUAUCAUCUGGAAGGAAAGUUGGAGCAGUCCGUUUACACAUCUAUUAUGAGGUUUGUUUAAAGUUAACAUUAUUCUUUUCAAUCGAAUAGGACCUGUUUUUCAAAGUAAUGCUAACAUGUAUUAAUUCAUAAAGUCCUUGUUAAAAUCUAUGCAAUGUGUCAAUGCUUGUAUUGGUAAAAACGUCCGCGUUUUGGUCUAUCAUAAAUCUACCACCAACAAGCGAAAACUAUUGCAUGCAUACUAAUCACAACACAAACAAUGACGUUACGAUACGCGACACAAUUAAAUAUGAAAGAUGUGUAAUGGAUACAGAACGCAUUGAACAGCUUUCUGUUAUUGUGUAGUACAGUCGACUUUAACACAAGUGUUUAUAUCUCGAUAUGUUUAAGAUAGUGUGUAUUGGCGUACACAUGAUAAAUGUUUGCCUUAAAAAACCGUCAAAAUGUUGGACUAAUUUGGAUGGAUGACUACUUCCCUUAAACUUUAUGUUGUUUCUUUGUAAAUAAUAAAUUACAAAAUGUAUUGUGAAGAAAUAAUUCGUGUCGCAUCGAAAAUAUAAUUGCAUGUGCAAAUACCUAAUAAGGAAAAAGUGUACUAACAUAAUAUACAUUUUCGUUUUGUUUUGUAUCGUUCUUAAAAUGAUUGUAUAAUGUACUGUAAAUCACCUUGUUUUUGCUUAACACAAAGGACAUUAAUAAUUGCGUUUUUGUCUAUCUACACACUAUUGCAAUGGGUGGGUAUUCUCUUGUAUUAUUACGGAUGAUUGUCUUGUCAUUGGAACUGAGUGAUGAGUAAAGACUUAUUAGCUGUAUCAAAUGUACCUGUAUAUGUACAGUUCUAUAGUUAUAUAUAGUUUUUAUAAAGUGAAAUGAGUAUGCUGUAUGCUGUAUGCGGUAAUACGUGUGGUAAAUGCAUGCACAUUAUCAAAAUGUCUAAAUACUUUGAUCAAGUUAGGCAUGUCCAAUUUGCAGUCAUUUGAUAAUGUAAAUAUAAUGGGAUGCAGCGGAGUGAGUGUUUUCGAAUCAGCAUCAUUCAGAUUAAUAUGGCUGACGGUAAUCAAAGUCGUGUAUAUUUUGUGUUGAUUCGUUGCCAUAAGUCUUUUAUUUAACGAAACAUGCAACGUUAAUUAUAUUGUAUUACAAUCACUCGAUGAUGAAUGUUUCAAUUACGAUAAUGCCGUUCGACGCUGCCUCUUAUAAAAUUCUGAAUAGAAAAGUAAAAAGAAAGUAGACAAAGGCAGAAGAUGUAAGAGUGAGAGUUCGAUGACAAAUGCUUCCAGUAGCAGGUGCUCAUCCUGAUAUUUAUUUAAUGGAAUGUAAGUUCAAUAUAAUUUACUGCUUUGCUUUGACCGAGCCUUAAUAUACAAAUGUCGGCCUGGACACACGUCGUCUUGCAAUUAGAAAUACUACUUUUUAUUAAUCGAGGUCCGCCACCAAUUAAAAUAUUUCUCAUGUUCAAAUCAAUAUUAACUUUUCAGUUGAAAUGUUGAAUACAUUUUAACAUUCUUGAAAUCUUUUCAGGAUUUAAGCGUAAAUACCAAAGUUAUCGUAGCUCUUAUUAUGUUUAAACAAUAAUAGUUGUUCUUUAUAAUUGUAUAAAUUUAUGCAAUUUUG